Molecule: messenger RNA, 1029 nt
Organism: Histoplasma mississippiense
Lineage: Eukaryota; Fungi; Ascomycota; Eurotiomycetes; Onygenales; Ajellomycetaceae
Exons: 5
Coding region: 1-1029 (342 amino acids)
Biological process (GO): protein sumoylation
Cellular component (GO): cytoplasm; SUMO activating enzyme complex
Molecular function (GO): SUMO activating enzyme activity
Source: RefSeq, a predicted model, not a curated record
AUGUUCUUCUCAACUUAUGAGAUUGCCUCUAUGACCGCCAAAUUCGGCUCUGGGGCGUCAAGGCACAGGAAAAUUCUGACCUGGGAAAAUCGGGCCAGACUCCGAACCGCGAAAAUCCUUCUGGUGACCCUCAGGUCACUUGGGGCAGAAAUUGCCAAAAACCUUGUGCUAGCCGGAAUCGGAUCUCUCACUAUUAUAGAUAAUGCGGUCGUCAAACAAGGAGAUAUUGAUGCUCAAUUUUUCCUAUCAGAUGAACAUAUCAACCAAAAUCGAGCAGAAGCUGCAGCCGCCCAAAUUUUGCAGAUGAACCCAAGGGUUCAAGUUCUUGUUGAAGCAAUUGAUAUUAGAUCAAAACCUCCAGCAUUCUUUGCGUCGUAUGAUGUUACUAUUGCAACAGAUCUUGACUAUGACACAAUCUGCUGGAUGAACAAUGCCUGUAGAGUAGCCAAUCGUCGUUUCUAUGCUGCAGGAGUCCAUGGCUUUUACGGCUACAUCUUCUCAGAUCUGAUCAGCCACGAUUUCGUGAUCGAGCGAGAAAAAUCGAACGUCGUUUCUACACCCAUCGAGACGCCCACUAGGACCGUUCUAGACGUGAAAACCAAAAGGGAAAACGACAAGACGAUUGAAAUGAUAACAAAGCGCGAAGUCUACUGCCCACUUAUGCUUUCCAAUACCUCUCCUCUGCCUCAGGAAUUUACCAAAGUCCGACGCAAGCGCUUGCAGCGAGAGAAAGAUGGGAGUCUGCCUACAAAGGAUGAUUUGGAGACAUUUAUUCGACUCGCCAAUGAUCGCCAUUUGGAACUACGCCUGGACAUAUCCACUCUCACUGCGGAAUUCAUACGAAGCUUUCUUGACAACCUAGGCUGCGAAUUGAGCCCCGUAUCGGCAUUUUUGGGUGGAUCACUUGCCCAAGAUGUCAUCAACGUGUUAGGUGCAAGGGAGCAACCACUGCAAAAUCUAUUAUUGUUCGAUGGCGAACGGAGCGUUGCACCUAUUUACUCGCUUCAUCCUAUUUUCCCUGAGGAAUGA